AUGACAUAUCUAACACAACUUAUUACCACGACCCUAUUGUCUUUAUUAAACCGUAUUACCAAACCCCGUCCGUUCCCGCUAUUUCCAUCUUACCCUUUUUUCUCUGAGGAGGAGGUUAUUAACGCCACCGCCCCUCCCGCUCCUAUCUCCCAGCCCACCCCCUCAACCAAAUCCUCUCCCGCCCCGCCCGACAAUAACAUCGUCCCUACUACCCUCCCUAUCGCUAAUAAGAAGCCCGCCGCCUACAAGCCUACCCCCGACCCCUUAACCCCGGCGGCCCGUAUUACCGCUACUGAAAAGCAGUAUAUUAAUACUAAACGUAGCUAUAGCCGGGCUAAAGCUAAGUACGAAAAGGCGGAAGCUCGGUUAACGGCGGGAAAGAAGAAGGGCAAGAAGGAGGACGAAGAUGAGGAUAAGGAUAAAGACAAGAAAAAGGAUAACAAUAACGAGAAGAAGAAGAAGAAGAAUAAAACGCGGAAUAUAACGACUAAGGAAAAGAAGGAAUAG
Molecule: messenger RNA, 507 nt
Organism: Neurospora crassa OR74A
Lineage: Eukaryota; Fungi; Ascomycota; Sordariomycetes; Sordariales; Sordariaceae
Exons: 5
Coding region: 1-507 (168 amino acids)
Source: RefSeq, a predicted model, not a curated record